CUGAUGUAAUUAGCAUGUUACUACCACCAAGAAAUCCAAUCGAGGGAAGUUCGUCAUGUACUCGGGCGCUGAAGCGAACGGCGAAAAGACUCAGGGACUAUCCGCGCGUGCUCUGGCUACCGAAAUCCCUUUACAACAGCUCGUUACAUCCUACGAGCAGGCUCUCUCAAUUGCUGCACUAUACCAAGCUGGGAAGAUACAAGACCAGCUUUAUUCUCCCGGAAGUGCUGCUGAGCAAGAGGAGGCGAAGUGUCAGAUUGAGGCUCUUGGAUUAGAUGAGCAUGCACGAGGAGACAUACCCGGUCGUUGGAGCAUGCAGUGGAAGGAUCAGACUGGGAAGAGGAAGGGAGGCUUGUCGGAGAGGGUGUUAUAUCAGUGGUUCCGGCGUAUUACCUUCCCGUACACCGGCUGUCUUGGUCAUGCCGAAGUGACCUAUGAGCUCCCAUCGUCUAAGGUUCUGCGUAUUCGUGGUUUCCUUGAUCAUAACGAAGCGUGUCGAUUGGCGACGAUGGAGAACAAGCCUACACACCCCGUUCACCCCGCCGUCUACAAGGUCGCGCUGGAUCAGCUUCGUGAUGGCUCGACUUGGUCCGAUAUCAUGGAAAAGAACCGGAAGUACGUGCUAGAUUGUUUGUACCCUGGACAGAAGGCAGAUUGGGCCUAUUCGAACUAUCGCUGGCUGCUCAAGAGAACGGAUUCGCGCUCACUUUACCGCCAGGCUCAGCGCAAAGAAGGCGUUGAUGUAAAUGAGAAGCCUCACCGCAAUAUCGAUUCCUGGCUCAACCCAUCGUCUCCCGAUUACAACUCAACCCUCGCCGAGGCCGUCUUCUUCUACUCGGCUCGUGCGGCGACCGAAGAGCGCCUGAAAAUCUGUAUCGCCACACCGGAGAUGAAAGAGGCUGCUUGGAGAUACGGACACAAUCAGCAGAUCCUUCUUGAUGGUACAUUCGGAGUCUGUAACAGCAAGAUCCUACUGUUCAUUCUCAUGGGUCUAGACGAGCAGAGGAAGGGUGUGCCACUCGCCUUUCUGAUGUUCUCCGCACCAUCAGGGAACAAAUUCACUCCGGCCGGAUACGACACCGCGAUACUCACUGAACUUCUCUCGAAAUGGAAGUCGUCCCUAGGUGUUCGCAACGGAACUGCCUUCCACUCGCCCGUUGCAAUAACCGACACGGACCUCAAAGAGCGCAAUGCGCUCCUCGAGGUCUUCCCUAACAUCUGGCUUCUUCUCUGCAACUACGGGCGUUGGCGAGGUUCGCAUUCGGCUUUCACGGCUGGAAGACGAGCUGAUACGUACAAAGGUACACGAGGACGCUCGCCAACUUGUUGCCGCUGAGCGCGCUACUCUGGAGCGACUCAAAACCCUCGAUCCCACCGCGACAUUUGCGGCCGAUGGUGGUAUCGCACACGUCGUUGGCAGCGGAACGGCCGCCGUCUUCGCCUUGAUGUCCUCACAAAUCUCCUGGGAAGCAAGAUUGCGACACGCGGGUGCGAAUCAUCUCAUCGAGAGCCGCGGGACCACAAUCCUCCAAGCACCCAGCAUAGCCUGGCUCGUCCCUGACGAGGUUCGAGACACCGCCGCCGCCGCACUUCCAGUGCCACUCCGCCUUCGCUUUAGAUGUCGAGGAAAUGCCCACUGUCUACACGGUGACGAUGGAAAUCGACGGUGCCACGAGCUGUUCCUGUGGCGACUUUACACAUCGUGGUGGCGC
Molecule: messenger RNA, 1712 nt
Organism: Stereum hirsutum FP-91666 SS1
Lineage: Eukaryota; Fungi; Basidiomycota; Agaricomycetes; Russulales; Stereaceae
Exons: 6
Coding region: 56-1336 (426 amino acids)
Source: RefSeq, a predicted model, not a curated record